Messenger RNA from Psammomys obesus (fat sand rat), 1943 nucleotides. RefSeq names its product protocadherin beta-6-like. Gene Ontology annotation, cellular component: plasma membrane. The transcript is spliced from 2 exons. Bases 99 to 1943 code for a protein of 614 amino acids. Gene Ontology annotation, biological process: homophilic cell-cell adhesion. Lineage: Eukaryota; Metazoa; Chordata; Mammalia; Rodentia; Muridae. The record is from RefSeq and is a predicted model, not a curated record. Gene Ontology annotation, molecular function: calcium ion binding.
GCAUUAAGGAAGACUUAAUUCGGGAAUAUAUCACCAAACUAUCUUUGUGGAUUGAAGACAACUGGAAGAGGCAGUGCCGACUGGACUGGAUCGGAAUAAUGGAGACAGCACCAGCAAAAUCGACAGAGAAAAGGCAAGUCGUUUUUCUCGCUAUCUUGUUGCUUUUGUGGGAGUCUGGCUCGGAGGCAAUUCUAUAUUCCAUGCCAGAAGAGACUGAGAGUGGCUACUUGGUGACUGAUUUGGCAAAAGAUCUGGGAUUCAGCAUUGGGGAAAUGGCCACUAGAGGGGCUCGAAUCCAUCACAGAGGAAACAAAGAGCUCUUGCAGCUGGACACUGAGACUGGGAAUUUGCUCCUGAAGGAGAAACUAGACCGCGAGGAGCUGUGUGGGGAGACAGAUCCCUGUGUGCUGCACUUCCAGAUCAUACUGGAAAACCCUGUGCAGUUCUUCCAAACUGACCUGCAGCUCACAGACAUAAACGACCAUUCUCCAGAGUUCCCUCACAGAGAAAUGCUUCUAAAAAUCCCUGAGAGCGCCCAGCCAGGCACUGUGUUUCCUCUGAAGGCAGCCGAGGACCCUGACAUAGGGGGCAAUGCUGUUCAGAACUACACAGUCAGCCCCAACCUCCAUUUCCACGUUGUUACUCACAGUCUCACAGAUGGCAGCAAAAACCCAGAGCUGGUGCUGGACAGAGCCCUGGACAGGGAGGAGCAGCCUGAGCUCACUUUAACCCUCACUGCUCUGGAUGGGGGGACCCCUCCCAGGUCUGGGAUCACCACAGUGCGCAUUGAAGUGGUGGACAUCAAUGAUAACACCCCCCAGUUUGUACAGUCGCUCUAUGAGGUGCAGGUCCCUGAGAACAGCCCCCUCAAUGCCUUGGUUGUCAGGGUCUCUGCCACAGACUUAGAUGCUGGGAUAAAUGGUGAUGUAGCCUACUCUCUGUUCCAAGGUGGUAGAGCAUCUCAACCAUUUGUAAUAGAUGAAACCACAGGAGAAAUCCGUCUUAAAAGGGCAUUGGAUUUUGAGACAACUCCAUAUUAUAAGAUAGAAAUUGCAGCCACAGACACUGGAGGCUUUUCAGGCAAAUGCAGUGUAGCUAUACAGGUGGUGGAUGUGAAUGACAAUGCCCCUAAACUCACCAUAUCGUCGCUCACUAGCUCCAUCCCAGAAAACACUCCUGAUGCUGUAGUUGCUGUUUUCAGUGUUUCUGACCCAGAUUCUGGGGAUAAUGGAAGGAUGAUGUGUUCUAUUCCGAAUGAACUUCCGUUUCUUUUGAAGCCAACUUUUGAGAACUAUUACACUUUAGUGACAGAAGGAGCACUAGACAGAGAGAGCAGAGCCGAGUACAACAUCAUCAUCUCCGUCUCCGACAUGGGCACACCCAGGCUCACAACCCAGCACACCAUAGCAGUGCAGGUGUCCGACAUCAACGACAACUCCCCCGCCUUCACCCAAUCCUCCUACACCCUGUCUGUCCGGGAGAACAACAGCCCCGCCCUGCACAUAGGCACCAUCAGAGCCACAGACUCAGACUCAGGCUCCAACGCCCACAUCACCUACUCGCUGCUGCCGCCCAAUGACACACAGCUGGCCCUCAACUCUUUAGUCUCCAUCAACGCAGAUAAUGGGCAGCUGUUCGCGCUCAGGGCGCUGGACUACGAGGCUCUGAAGUCCUUCGAGUUCCGCGUGGCCGCCACAGACCAAGGCUCUCCAGCUCUCAGCAGCCAGGUGCUGGUGCGCGUGCUGGUGCUGGACGACAAUGACAAUGCGCCCUUCGUGCUCUACCCUCUGCAGAACGCCUCUGCGCCCUGCACAGAGCUGCUGCCCAGGACCGCGACUCUGGCCAGAACGCCUGGCUGUCAUUCCAGCUGCUCAAGGCCACGGAGCCCGGGCUGUUCAGCGUGUGGGCGCACAAUGGCGAGGUGCGCACCACCAGGCUGCUGA